AUGAGUUGCUUGUUUAAAGCUGAUUUGGAUAUUGGUUUAACGAUAAAUGAAUACGUGGGGCAGUUGUUGAAUGGCGUCAAUCAAAAUGACGCCAUUAGUAGUCUUCUGGAUGAUCUAACACUAUCACAAAUUGACGGAGUGAUGGAAAAUAUCAACGCAUCCCAUGUUAAUUACUUAACGCAUUUAAGAUCUUUACCAUUAGAGCAUCAUAAAGUUGUUUGGAUCACCACUCUAUCCACCAUAACAUGUGAAUCGAACAAAAUCUUGAAAUUCAUCACCAAUUAUGGCGAAAAAUAUCCGGAAAGAGAUCUUUCAUCGAUUACAUUACAAUUGUGUCAAACAUUUUUAAUACGAGAGGAGAUUCAACUAGGUUUCUUGAAACAACUGAAUACCAUUAUUCUUGAUCUCGUGGAUCUUUUCAAUGGGUCGGGAAAGUUGUUUGAUCAAUUCAUCAAUUUCAUAAAUGCUGCACUCAAAUGUACUCAAAAUAGUCUUCCUGUUGAUAAUGGAUUACUUGAUAAUUCUGCUUCUAUGUUAAGGAAGAUAACUAAUUUAAUCAAAAAAUUAUAUCUUUCCCUCAAUGGACGGAAAACGAUGCUAUCCUCAUUAUUCACAACAAUUGUUAAUCUUUUGGAGUGUAUGUACGAAUGUGAUCAAUCACAUUUGGUUCUAGAAUUAAUAGAUGAUAUUCUAUAUCCUGAAUUACCUUUAAGGUUAUCAAAAGAUUCCAAGAUUGGUCUUAAUUUUGUGUUGGAUUAUUACAUUUAUAUAUCAUUCAACUUGUUUUCAUUAUCCUUUAAUGACGCCAGUAUCGAUAAUGAAAUGGCUAAAAAGGCGGAUUUGUAUUUCAAGAUAUUCUUGAACUUCCCACCUUCUUCAUAUUACCUUUAUGUAACUUUCCGGAAAUCACCAAGAGAUAGGGUCGUAUAUCAAGUGAUUUUACCCGAAGAUUCUGACGAAAAGAGAAAAGCGUUCAAAAGAAUUGAAGUAUCAGUUUUAUUCGUACUAAAUAAGAUUUUGAUGGCUAGAGACCUAGACGACGUGAUAUCCUUUAGUUCAAUGGUGAAUUCUGAAUUAGAAACUUGCCAUAGGAUAUUAUCUGGAGUUAUCACAUUGUUCUUGAAUGUGGAGCUUGAACGUCCCGAUAGUGCUAGUUCAAUCAGCACUGUGGUUGACCAAGAAAGAGCUGAACCUUCAUUGUUACGUCUGAAUACAAGAUCAAUUGGUUCGAUUAUUCACAAUGGGUCAUAUAAAGAAAGAUUAUUUGCUGUAAUCAAAUUGAUGGAACAAUUGAUGAACCUUGAUAUUACCAAGUUUGGUAAAUGCUUUUCAUUAGACCUGGAUUUCAAUUCCGAUUUCAAACAUCUUCACAAAACUAUUGAAAAUUCCCCUGGAAGAGUAAAAUAUUUCAAACUCGUGAAUUUAGUCUCCAAGUAUUUGAAACUUUUAAGUCUAAAAUUCUUAGUUAAAUCUGUUGGUUCGAACGAAUUUUCAUUAUCCAAAUUGAAAGACUUCUUGGACAAUCCUGCAUCAGUUCAAGAAAUACUUGAAAUCAAACCCUUAUUGAAUUAUGAAGUUUCAAUGAAGAAUAAUGAAGAAUUUUAUAAAUUCUCCAUAAAUGAGAUGUCUUUGGGGACACAACAAGAUAUGGUAAAUCAUCAAUUAGAAUUGGCCAAACAAAUCAAUGGUUUGGAAAGUAUUCUCGAAGGUAACGUUUAUGAAAUGACUAAGAAAUAA
Messenger RNA from Yamadazyma jaroonii, 1737 nucleotides. Lineage: Eukaryota; Fungi; Ascomycota; Pichiomycetes; Serinales; Debaryomycetaceae. The record is from the annotation of a GenBank genome assembly.